AUGGUCGUUGCGGUUACUCAACGGGCAAGCCCAGCGAGCUUUACCAAUUUACUCACAGCGACCGACGACCUGGACCGUUCUGCGAAGACGAAGGCAAGCAAGAAGCUCUCCGUGCGCCAGGGUGUCCAGAUUCCUCGCACGAGGUUCAAGAGACUGGUGACCGAAAUCCAGGGCUACAUGCAGGACGAGGGUGCUCUCCAGAUGGUCUGGAAACUGGACCCAGAACCCUACGUUGCAUUGCAAACCGCGGCGGAAAGCUUUAGCGGCUUUAGCGUCGACAAGUUCAAAAGCUUUGUUUUCGCGAGGUUGAACAGCAAUCGGAACAGGUCGACAAACACGGUGGACAUGCACAACAACUGGGUGAACCACAAGAUCAUGAUUCUGAUCGCCCUCUCUUGUUCGAUCCUCUACUGGCUGCUGCUUUGGUAUUUGUCCUGCAAGUCGUUGCACAAGAGCAACAUGCUCGACAUCUACUCAGCCUGUGAGUCCGGCUCUGUUACGGAGGUCCGGUCUGUGAUGCGGCGCCUGACAAACAGUCCCGCGGUUUGUCUCAACGUGAACAGCCCCGACGUGGAUGGGAACACCCCGCUUAUGUUGGCAGCUGGCAAAGGCCACGCCGAUGUCUGUGCAUUGCUGAUCAAGGAGGGUGCUCGAGUGGAUGUCCGACGCUUCAAGGACAACAGGAAGCUCCGAACCUUCACGGUGCCAGCACUUCGGCGGCGGUGGACCGCGCUACACCUGGCGGCGGCCCGUGGUCACCUGAAGGUUGUCCAAGUGCUGUUGGAGGGCGCGGGGCUGCUGAACUCCGCUCGGCCAUCUUCUCCGGCAGCCGCCGGACAAGAGUUGGAUGGUGUGGCAAUCGGCUUUCGGGACAUCGUUGGGCAAACGCCUUUGCACAUCGCCGCACGGCACGGUUAUCCCCUGAUCUGCUGCUUUCUGGCGCAUCAUGUGCCAAGCUGGAAAGAUGUGAUGGACAUUAACAACUGCCGGCCAGUGGACGUUGCAUGGUCCGGUGAGGUUAGCGAAGCCAUCUCGACCCCAAGCACGGAGUUACUCACGGAGGCAGGUGGCGAGCUUGCGCGGGUCCCACUGCUCCCAGGUGCUGCUGCGGUGAGCGGUGAAGAGGCAUGGCCUCAGGUGCAGUUGGCUAUUGCCCGCUCCUCCGCCAAAGAGCAACUUCUGGCACCCGGCCUCUGCUCCUACAUUGCCAGCAGUUGCGGGGGCGCUUUGGGCCGCGUCUUCUUGACCCACGCGGAGCCCAAUGAAUUGGACCAGCACGGCGUCAGUGUUCUGACCGACAUCUCAGAAGGCUCUGAGGUGAGCAGCUCCUUUUCGCUGGCGGCUUUACCGGUUCUGGAUUCCAACCCGCCAGAUGCCCCAAGCAUGGGAGACCUCUGUCCAGUCAAUCCCCAGCAGCAGCCAGUAGAGUGGUGGCUCAAGAUGGCCCAGGACUCCUCGCCGACUCCGGCUUCCGCUUCUACUUCACGGGGAUCCAUCUUUGCAAGGCUUCCGCCGGAGUCCAUCCUUGGGGAGGGCAGCUACGGGGUGGUCUGGCGGGCACUGGACCGCCAGACGAAGAAGCUCUAUGCCGUGAAGAACAUCCGUCAGAAGCAGAAUACCUCCGACGUCUCGCGGCGUGAGUUCGAGGUGGCGGACCACAUCCGCAUGAAGCCGCAUCCCUGCAUCGUCCAGCUCUUCUUGGUUCACAACUAUCAGGAUGCCGGUCUGUAUGUUCUAGUCAUGGAGCUUUGCCCAGGAGGAGACCUUUUGGGACGAAUCAAGGCGAGUCGAAAUCGACUUGGGCCAAGGCGAUACGAAGCCCCUCCGCAAGCGAUUCCAUGGAUCGCACAAGUCUUCUUGGGACUGGAGCACAUGCACAAGCGCAUGCUGACACUGCUAAGAGACCUAAAGCCGGAGAAUGUCGUCCUAAGCUCCGAAGGCUGCGCCAAGCUGACGGAUUUUGGCUUCGGCCGGUUCGGCGUUGAGUCUGUCGGGAUUUGGUCCUUUGGCGUCCCGACGGGCAGUCCUGGAUAUGUCGCACCAGAAGUCCUGGCACAGCAGACCUACGACUACAGAGCGGACCUCUACUCCCUUGGAGUCCUGGUCUGGGUGCUUUUGACUGGCGGGCUGCUGAACAAGGCAGAUCCACUGCCUCCCAUGGGGAAGAUGCGCUACGCCGGAGAUUUCCAGGCGCACUUGAAGGAUUGCGAGAUGCUCAAGCGCUGUCUCGAGCAGCCGGAAUCCAACGGUGCGCGCCGGAUGCGCCCUAUGGAGCAGGAUUUCGUGGCCAAGCUCAUUCCAAGGCAACCUUUGGAACGACUCUGUCAUCAAGAUAUCCGUGAGCACCCCCUCCUCAACGGCCAGCUGCCAACCUAUUCGGCUACUUGGGCCGAAGUGACAACUUGGACCCGAGCUCAGGGGGGCGCCGCCGCCGCCGGAGCUUAG
Messenger RNA from Symbiodinium sp. CCMP2592, 2445 nucleotides. The record is from the annotation of a GenBank genome assembly. NCBI's taxonomy places the organism in Eukaryota, Dinophyceae, Suessiales, Symbiodiniaceae.